Molecule: messenger RNA, 2247 nt
Organism: Colletotrichum paranaense
Lineage: Eukaryota; Fungi; Ascomycota; Sordariomycetes; Glomerellales; Glomerellaceae
Product: tetratricopeptide repeat domain-containing protein
Exons: 4
Coding region: 1-2247 (748 amino acids)
Molecular function (GO): protein binding; ADP binding
Source: RefSeq, a predicted model, not a curated record
AUGGACAAGAUUGAUGCCGCGUUAUUACCAGCCAGCAUAAGGAGCAACUCACCGGCAACACAAAGCCAAACACCAACCAUAGCAGCGGUUUUCGGUGUAGCCGGCCUUGGGAAGACCCAGCUUGCAUCGCAAUAUGUAUCCACCCGCAAGCAGAAUUUCGAUGCCAUCUUCUGGAUAUGUGCUGAAAGUUCCGAGAAGCUGGAACUUGACUUUUGUAAGAUAGCCACUCGAAUUCGCCUUGUCCCGGAGAACGAGCCCAGCAACCCGACAUCAGCCAAAGAACUUAUCCACUCAUGGCUCGCUAAACCAACUUGGACAAUUGGCGGCAGAGAUGAUCACGUCUUGUCCCCCAAAUGGCUCUUGGUAUUCGACAACGCAGAUGACCCUCAAAUUCUGGACGACUAUAUUGAUGUAGACGGGCCAGGGUCGAUUCUCGUAACGUCGAGAAACCCUCUAGCCUGUGAUCUUCCUGGUAAUGUUGUCCCGAUACCGCUGCCUCCUUUUUCAGAGGAGGAAUCCCUGGAGUUCUUGAAAAAGACGUCCAAAGGCCUGAUCAGGUCCCCCAAAGAUCACAAUACCGGACGCCAGCUACAUCAUCAACUGGAUGGGCUUCCUCUCGCUCUAGCUCAAAUGGCGGGCAUCGCGAAGCAACAGUUUCUUUCAUUCUCUGUCCUGAAGCAGCGAUUGGACGAUCAUACUGAUCGGGGAAAUCUUUUUGAGGUCCAAAUCAACAAGAAUUCUCGCGGCAACCUUUCAUCCUUGUUCACGAUGGAUGGCUUAGGUGCUGAGCCACAACUCCUUGCUGCCAUCAUUUCUUGCUUUCACCCUGACCACAUUGAAGGGUCCAUCUUCGAUAACCUGUCCUCAGACGAUAUCUUUGGGGGCCACUCACCAAUGAAUCGCAACGACUACUUCAAGGCAAGAGCUACGCUCCUUUAUGCUUCAAUCAUCCGAGAGAACAACGAUUGCACCGCGACACACCUAUCGAUGCAUCGGGUACCUCAACAGGUUAUCAGAGCCAAUUUAUCCAAGAAUCCGGAACAAUUAGCCAAGGUUUUCUCCAUCGCGGUAAAACUUAUCCGCAGCACAUGGCCGAUGUUACCAUUUGAGCAAAGGCAUGCGAGGAGACAGGGGCCUGUAUCACGGGAAGUGCUCAGUGAUCAUGUCAAUUCUUUACAUUACAUGUACGAAACAGAGAAGUCUCUUCUCAUGCCUCAAGUUGAAUCUUUUGAAGACACCGAGUUUGACCUCGGCACAAUUCUGCAAGAAACAGCCUGGUGGCUAUACGAGCGCGGCAACUUCCUCAAAGCGCGUGAAACAGCCGCAAAGAUACUUCUGUUGUGCGACAAGUACGAGGGUGUUGAGAGAUGGCUCGAUCUAUCUGCUCUUGUGUGCGACGUCAUGGGAUGCGUUGCGAAUGGGACUAAUCGCCCUGAAGAAUCAGAGAAGUUCAACUCUAAGCAGCUGAUAAUCCGAAAGGAGAUCUCCGGCAAAACGGGCAAGGAAAACUUCCAACUAGGGUACGCAUACAAUCAGAUGGGAUGUUCCUUGAUGAUGUUCAAGAAGUUUGAAGAAGGUGGUCAAAUGUUCCGGCAAGCAUUGGACAUCUGGCAUAGGGUGCCAGGCUAUCGGAAAGGUCUAGCCUUAAUGGAAUACGCCAACUUUGGUAUGAGUCUAUGGCUUCAAGGGAGAAUAGGUGAAGCUGCUGAGGUCCUUGAGGAAGGACAAAGAGAAAGCGAAGAAGGCCUUGGGAAAUUGAGCAUGGUUUCUUUCAGGCCAGGAAGAGUACUUCACGCACUCGGAAACGUCAGACUCAGCCAAGGCCGCGUGGAAGAGAGUGAGCAAUUUCACAGAGAUGCCCUCAAGACAUAUCAGGGGGCUGUUGGCAGCAAGUAUCAUCGAACGGCCGACAUGUGCUAUAAGCUAGCACAACAUUCUGUUCGUCGGGGUGAUAAAUUAUCACUCAAAAUUGCCAUGACUUUAAUUGAUCAAGCUCUUGUUGCCUACGACGCCAACGAAGGCGCGCAUGUGCCCGAGAUCGCGCGGUCCACCUUCAUGAAAGCAAAAAUUCUCUACAUGAUGAAGCUCUUUGAUGAUCAAAAUGAGGACACAUCGCAUGAGGAGGACAUAGAAUUACUAGAAAAGGCUCAUUUGAUGUAUAGGCAGCUUGUCCCGUCAACGCGAAUACUGCCAGGAGCAUUAAGAGAGUCUCAUUUCGAGGAUCUGGUAACAUUUUGGUCAAUGUAG